This is a messenger RNA of Arctia plantaginis, 1656 nucleotides long. The record is from the annotation of a GenBank genome assembly. Lineage: Eukaryota; Metazoa; Arthropoda; Insecta; Lepidoptera; Erebidae.
AUGUCGGAUGAGAAGGAAGUUACUGCAGUGAAUGCUGAAGAUGAACUCAGUCGUGUUCAAAGAACGUUUAAUAAACUGGCACCACUAUGCAGUUUAGAGAAGAUAGCGAAAGGGACACCGCAGCUUGCGCCGCAAGAGAAACAGAUGGAGAUUCUCAAAAAUGAGAUGGAAGAGACUAUCCUUUGUCUGAGUUUAACAAAACAACGUCGGAAUGUGGUGCAAACUGCAAAGGCCAAGAGAAACAUCUGCAAAUCUGUUAUCGAUUAUGAGAACCUGCUCGAGAAGCUAAGAGAAGAAAAGGCACAGAAGACUGAAAUGGAUAUUCUGAACUACCUCGCUAAUAAGACCAUAUUAGAUUUAGCUAAGGAGAUCCCUUCGGAAAAUGAUGAAAUAGCGAUGUUUGAGAGAGCUAGUAAUAGCCUACGUCGUAUGGAGAACAGACUCGAUCUUGCCACAAAAAGACUCUGUUCUAUUAACACAGACAACAAGUUAUUGAGAGAAGAAAUCAAUAGACUUCUUGUUGAACGGAGGAUGUUUAAUACACAAUGGCAACGAGCCAUAGACAGGCUAGUUAGAGGUAAAGGCUACCUGUUGGAUAUCUUUGAGGUUGCGUCAACAGCCUUUGCUGAAAGGGACGAGUACUGUAGGAAACUUGACGUUCUAAAGUGGAAAGGGCUUUUCCAGCUCAAUAAGGAUAUUGCAGAUAUGCAAUUUUACGAAGGGGAUUUAAACCACCUGGCUAAGUUAGAAGAAUUUAUACGAGUCAAGUGUUCUCGGAGAAUUUGUGAAGCUGAUGAGAUAGAAGCUAUGAUGAUGGAGGAAGAAAUAGCCAGGUGUGAGAAGGAGGUAGCUAAAUACGAUGAUCUGCUGGAAGAAAUCUUUAAUUUCACUGGCAAGGACAGUGUUGCUACUGUUAUAAAACCAUUCAGGGAAACUGAGAUAAGGAACGAUUCUUUAUUCAAACUGCUGUGUGACGUUAUGAAAGAAAGUAUUUUUAUAAGAAAAGAAUUACAAAACAUUAGACAAAGGAUUAUGGAUACUCAAGAAGAAAAAGAGGCUACUAAGGAGAAGCAAAUAAGGAACAUUGCUGACUUGAGAAUGCAGUUAGAAGAACAACAAAAGCGUAAGCAGCAUCAGCGAGAAUUGAACCUUGCUGCUCAAGAGGCUUUAGAGAAGGUAGUGAAUGCCAUCGAUGAACUUUUCAGAAUCUCUAAAUGCAACGCUACACCUUUUUUGAAGCUCUUGGGUAAAAAAAAUGCCAACACGUGGAACGUACACAAGUAUGUCAGCGUUCUGGAAAUGGAAGUUAAAAGUCUUGUACAAAUAGCAUAUGGAGUCGUAAAGCCGCCUUCGGAGACACCGAAAGGUCAUAAAGGUGCACGCACAAAACCCAUGAAGCUCGUUGCGGACCCACACGUGGAGAUCAUCAGGCCAAACAAGAUCGAAAAAUUGGUGCCUUAUCUACCCUGUGCUUAUUGCGUAGAGGAAUACAUCAUGAACCAGGUAUUCGAAACUCCAGCAGUGCCAGCUGAUAAACAGUAUAUCCAGGAAAUUCUCCAUCUUGACGAACCGAACACCAAAUUCGGAAUACACACCUUGACUAUACCGGACCGUCGUCACCCAAACCGAAAGGUUAAAACCUCCAAACCCAAUUGA